Messenger RNA from Gekko japonicus, 5985 nucleotides. Its product is annotated as probable ATP-dependent RNA helicase DDX60. Gene Ontology annotation, cellular component: cytoplasm. NCBI's taxonomy places the organism in Eukaryota, Metazoa, Chordata, Lepidosauria, Squamata, Gekkonidae. The transcript is spliced from 39 exons. The record is from RefSeq and is a predicted model, not a curated record. Gene Ontology annotation, molecular function: nucleic acid binding; ATP binding.
AUGGGAGUAUUUGAACUAAGAGCUGAGAAAAUGGAGGAAGAGGAGACUAAUGUGGAAAUGAAUGAAGAUACUAAUGACCUUACGUGGGAACAGUUUCAAAACUUUUUGAUUGAAGAGGCGAAACAAGCAUUUAAGGCAGCCUGUGAAAAUGUACUGAGAAACGCCUGCAAGAAUAUGAUGAGAAGUUUACAGAAUAUACCUCUAGAAGGGAAAGAUGAAAUAUUGCAGGAAAUGAAAAAGAUACCAACAAAAGACAAAGGUUUAAAGAAAGCUUUAAGGACUUUUAAAGCAUUUAAACAACUAAGGAAAAAGGUGAUCGAUGGUGUAAGAGAUUUUUUGGAAGAGGAAGUGCAAGAGUACAAGGACUUACGGCAUCUUGAAGAGGAAGGGGAAAUCGAGAUAAAAAAGAGCUGGAAGUCUGCAAUGGCUUCUGCAGAAUCUGAUUCUGGUGAAGAGUUUAGUGAGAAGGAGAGUGACAGUGAUGAUUUUGAUUCUGACUCGAGUGAGGUGAGUGACUGUUUUCUAGAAGAUAUGUCCUCACUCCUGGACCAGCUCAAGGAACCUAAUGAUAUUAAAAGCUGUGAUAACUUUUAUGAACUUGUGGAUACAGAAGAUGGAAGUUCUGCAGCUUGUAAGGAAAAUUCAAAAAUGCCUGAAGACAACUGCAGCUACCAGGACCCAGAACUAAGAAAAAGUCGAAAAUUUCUGGAUCGUUUAUCAGUGCAUGUUUUUGCAUCUUUAUCAAAAGCUAAGUAUUCCAGCAUACUGAACGACUUUGUAGAAUCUGAGUUUUUUGUAAUUGAUGGAGAUUCACUACUUAUCAGAUGUUUAUGUACCCCAAGACCAUUCCUGUCCUUUAUUUACACUGUAGAAUGUUUUCUGAAUGAUUUUAUUCAAAAAGGAGCAAGAUUUAUAAUUGUAUUCUUCAAGGAUGUGGAGCAGAUGUAUUUUGGUCAACCUUAUUUACUGUUCUUACGUACUAUGCUAAUUCAACACUUGGAACGCAACACUGACAUUAUUCUUCAUACGGAUUUUUCUAAUUGUUUGUCGCCAGAAUGGCACAUUUUCAUCAAGGAAAACUAUCCAUAUUUUAUGGUCAUUUCUGAUAUGGGACUGACAUCCAUACAGACAGACUAUCUGAACAUAUUCCUCAGCCUUUCAUUGUCAAAGAAAAUCAAUGUGGUACUUGUAUCAGGAGAGAAUUCAGACAUUCUUAGAAUUCAUGCUUAUCACGUUCAAAGCAUGUAUAGACACAGAGGAUUUUUCUUAACGUAUGAAAAGGAUAUUCUGCAUGCUUGGGAAACUAUGCUCAAACAUUUAACAAAACUCCAGGACAUGGAACUAUUCCUGUACAAACAUCUGAAGUUCAACGUAAGAAUGAUGCAUAAGGAGGUCUGUCAGGCUAUAUCAUUGCUUAAGGAUUUGUGGCCAGAAGGAUCGGACCUUAGACGUGCUUUCUGCGUUCUUACGUGCGCAGUGGGAAUGAAAAUUUACAAGAGCAUGUUAGAGAAAGCAAAGACAACUGAUGAAAUAAAAGGAGAACAAAUGGAACAGAGGAAUGAAAAGGACAUAAUAAAAGAGUUAACAAUGGAAGAAGCAGCAGAUCUUUGUAGAAUUCAGUGCCUCAGUGUGGCUUUUCUUUGUAACUUGCCACUUUCACAGCGAGCUCAAAUUAGAACCAUCAAGUCCCGCUGGACUGUACAGGCCUUCCCAUUUAUAGAGAUGCUACAACGAUGUGACUACCUUGUUCUGAAACAUCUGAAUACUGUGAAUGACUGGAAAUUGGAUUUCACGUAUCUGCCAGACUUGCGAGACAUCUUUCUGUGGAAGAAUCUUGUGCAUUACUAUGAAUCAGAAUACUGUGCAGGCUUAAAGUUAGAAAUGGGAAAAGAAAUUAAGAAUGAUUAUGAACAUCUGUGGAAUACUGCAACCACAAUAGUUGGCCUGUGUGAUCUUGGGGAUGCUUUUCCAGUGCGAAACACCUCAAACCUCUUCCUUCAACAGAGUGAAGUCACAGUUAAAGAUGUUCCCAGGUUUGGCCUAAUUCCAGUUAAAUCCGACAUAGUGGAAGACUACGCUGGAGCCAUUUUGAAAGAUCUAAGCUUUUUAAGCAGCGACGAGUCUGCAGUAAUGUUGCUUCCUAAACACAAAGAAUUUGAUGAACUUUAUCACUGGCAUUCAGGCAGACCUCUUAGUGAUGACUAUGACAGAACACAAAACAGUUUUAAUACCAAAACUAAUGAUCCAUAUCAAAGAAAACAAGCACAAAAGCUUCAGUCUUAUUAUCAGCUUUAUGGAAGAUCAUUGGAAGGUAACAAAUCACAAACAAUUAUAAACCUGGAGGAUGUGUGUACCAAUGCUGCUGUCAAAAAGCCAAAGAAAUCACAAAGAAGUAGUAAAGCAGAGAAAAUUGUAGAGGACAACAGGAAGAGACGAAAAGCUCAACAAGAAAAGAAAGAAGAUGAUCAAUGGCAUACCUUAGAAAAAUCAAUUGAAAAAGACAUUAAAACAAACUUUACGUCUGGAAUGAAGAGAUUUGAGAAGUUUCUGAAUACAUGUCAGAGUAAUUCAGUGAAAUUUAUUGCAGAAAUGGCAGGACUUAAUUUCUGCUUAGAAGUGUGGAAGGAACAUUGCAAAAGUCAAGGUAAAGGAGCUAAAGAUUUCAACAUAGCUGUCCAAGUGAUGAAAAGGAUUCAUAUGAUUUUGGACAAACACCAAGAAUUCUUAGAGAAGUCACAUUUAAAGGCAUUAGCCAGAAGUCUACAAUGCCUUGGGUUUGAAAAGCUGGCUACUUCUUUAAACAGCCAGGUAAACACUGAUUCUGCAGUGCAUUGAAAAUAUCUUGCCAAGUAUUCAUUAGGAAUUGGAGCAGCUCGAUUUCAGCUGCAGUAUAUGGGUCACUACUUGUUCAGAGAUGAGAGGACGGAUCCAGAUCUCAGAGUACGACAUUUUAUACCGGACACAUGGCAGCGAGAGCUUUUGGAUGUGGUAGACAAUAAUGAGUCUGCAGUCAUUGUUGCGCCUACUUCAUCAGGAAAAACCUACGCAUCCUACUAUUGCAUGGAGAAAAUCUUAAGAGAGAGCAAUGAUGGAGUAGUUGUGUAUGUGUCUCCCACAAAGGCUCUUGUAAACCAAGUGGCAGCAACAGUACAGAAUCGCUUUUCUAAAAAAAUGCCUGAUGGAUUCGUGGUGUGUGGCGUAUUUACAAGGGAUUAUCGCCAUGAUGCCUUGAAUUGCCAGAUACUAGUGACAGUACCUCAGUGUUUGGAAAUCUUGAUGCUCUCCCCUCAUCGCCAAGCAUGGGUAAAAAGGAUCAAAUACAUUAUAUUUGAUGAGGUCCAUUGCCUUGGUGGAGAAAUUGGAGCAGACGUUUGGGAACACCUUCUGGUUAUGAUUCGAAGUCCAUUUUUAGCUCUUUCUGCCACCAUUAGUAAUCCUAAACAUCUUACUGAAUGGUUACAGUCAGUCAAAAAUUAUUGGCAAGAGACUGAGAGUGCAAUGGAUGAAAGUACUACUUCUGCAAGUUUCACAAGGUGCACUAGGAAGCUGCAAAAACAACUGGCAGAGAAGAAAUCAUAUCGAGUUAGAUUAGUGCUGUAUGGAGAGAGAUACAAUGAUUUAGAAAAGCAUGUUUGCUCCCUGAAGGAUAAUGAUGUCGUGUUAGAUCACUAUCACCCAUGUGCUGCAUUAACAGUCAAACACAUUGAGAAAUAUGGAAUUCCUUUGGACAUUGCUUUUUCUCCACGAGAGAGCAUCCAGCUGUUUGAUGCAAUGCUAAAUAAUUGGCCAGAAUGGCCCAGAGCACAUGAAUUGGAGCCUGAGGAAUAUAUUUGCUUCAAGAACAAAAUAACAAUUAAAAAGGCAGAUGCAAGGAAAUAUGAACAAGAUCUAAAGGAUGAGCUAUCUGGCUGGAUUGCUCUUGGGCAAAAGGAUAAGCUGAACCAUGUUCUGGAAUCCCUUAAACCGUCUCCUACUGAUUCUUCGGAACAUGAGAAGUACAUGAGAUUUCCACUCUUGGUAGACAAACUGAAUGCAAUGGACAAAUUGCCUGCCAUAUUUUUCAUGUUUAACAUUCAUACAGUAGAACAAGCUGCUUGGAAUGUAUUCUGCAACUUGCAAAAAAAGAAUAAACAAAGCAGUGAGCAGAAUCCGAAAAUUAAAAAAGAAAUUGAAAGUUUAAGAAAUAAGCGAAGUAAGAUGAAGAAAAAGAUACAGAUAAUUAUGUCUCUUGACCCAAAAAAGCAGACAAUAUCUAAAGUGGAAAAUGUUAUUGCUACUCUUACUGAAUAUACUGCCUUGAAGAAAAGGCUUUCAAAAUUAACCAAAGUCCCUCCAGACUGCAGCUAUGCAAACCAAAGAGCUAUGGAUGAAAAGACUUUGGGAAGGUUACUUUUUCGAUUACGGAGAGAGAGCAGAAGUUCAAAUCAAGCAAUGUUGGCAAAGAGGGGCAUUGGAUACCAUCAUUCUUCUAUGUCAUCCAAACAACGGCAAUUUGUGGAAAUGUUAUUCAGAAUGGGAUAUAUUCAGGUUGUUACAGCAACUUCAACACUGGCAUUAGGCAUUAAUAUGCCAUGUAAAUCUGUUGUUUUUGUGGAAGAUUCUGUCUAUCUAGAUGCUUUGAACUACAGGCAGAUGUCUGGACGUGCUGGAAGACGUGGACAAGAUGUGAUAGGAAAUGUGUAUUUUUACGGCAUCCCUCUGCCCAAGGUUCAAAAAUUGAUGAAAUCCAAUGUACCUGAACUUAAAGGCCAGUUCCCUUUGAGCAUCACCCUGGUACUGAGACUCAUGCUGCUGGCUGCAAAGGCUGAUGAUAAAGCAGAUGCCAAAGCAAAGGUAUUGUCAGUGUUGAACCAUUCACUGUUAUCAUUCAGUCAGCAAAGGAACAAGGACAUGUUGAAAAUAUACUUUAUCUUUUCCUUCCAAUUUCUUCUCAAGGAGGGCUAUUUGGACCAAGAAGGUAAGCCUAUAGGGUAUGCUGGACUUGUCAGUCAUCUUCACUAUCAUGAACCUUCAAAUUUUGCCCUGGUUGACUUUCUCACCAAAGGUUUACUGCACAAGUUAUGCCAGCCAAUUAUGAAAGGGUCACCUAUAUUUUCUGAAGAUGUAAUGGAAAAAUUAGUGCUGGUGCUUGCACACCUCUUUGGAAGGAGACAUCUACCAGCCUGCUACAUAAAAUAUAAGAAAACAUUUUCCCAGUCAAAGGUGUUUCUGGAGGAUCUUCCUGAAGAAUUUGCUGCUGCAGUAAAAGCAUAUAACAGUAAAGUAGAAAAUAACUUUGGAUGUUUUCUUCUCACUGCUGCCAAACUGGCUGACAUGGAACAAGAAUACCACCUUCCAUUGUCAAAACUAGAUUUUGCAGGUAGAACCUAUGAAGAUUCUGAUCUGGCAUCUCAUUUAAUUAAGAGCACUAAAAGAAUAACUGCAAUCUCACCUUUUGCAUGCCUGUCUGGAAUGGUGGACCAAGAUUUGUUCAGAAUUCACAAUGUCAACAAGGCUGUAUUAAGGACUGUUGGUGUUGAUGCUAGUAAUGCUCCUGUGCUUUGGAUUGAGAAAUAUGAUAAUAUUGGAAGAAAAAUGCCACUCAAUGCUUAUGCCCUUGAUUUCUAUAAGCAUGGCUCCUUGAAUACACUGCUCGAAGACAACGGAUUAAAUAGAGGAGACGCCUACAACAUGCUUCGGGAUUUUUUACUCACCAUCAAAGCAAUAGAGGCUUCUCUGUGUGAACUGUGUGAAGAUGAGAAUGACAAUCUUGUGCUGGCUUUUAAACAACUGGAAAAAAACUACAAAGCAAAACUGGAUAAAGUAUAAAUGUUCCUGCAAAAUGACAUUGUCCGAUGUUAAGAAUCCUACACCCACACAUACAACUGUUAAUUUCAUGUGUGUGUAUAACAUUCAGACCUUCACUGUCUCCUCAGACCACAGGCCAAUUGGCCUCUGAUCCAUGGUUCUUGGGCCUCUUCAUCCCGCUUGCCUCAAUGCCAAACC